Messenger RNA from Galleria mellonella (greater wax moth), 7215 nucleotides. It is a transcript of the gene peb, whose product is annotated as ras-responsive element-binding protein 1. Gene Ontology annotation, cellular component: nucleus. The transcript has 6 exons. The record is from RefSeq and is a predicted model, not a curated record. Gene Ontology annotation, biological process: regulation of transcription by RNA polymerase II. Gene Ontology annotation, molecular function: DNA-binding transcription activator activity, RNA polymerase II-specific; RNA polymerase II cis-regulatory region sequence-specific DNA binding. Bases 493 to 4419 code for a protein of 1308 amino acids. NCBI's taxonomy places the organism in Eukaryota, Metazoa, Arthropoda, Insecta, Lepidoptera, Pyralidae.
AACGGAACCAUCGGUUAGGGCAUCUCCACAUUAUCCUAUUGCUUCUCAACAAUGAUCCACCUGAAUCGCCGCCGUUGGACAUUCUGCAGCGCAACGAACAAAUCUAUCCGUCCCGCUCGCUCGCGUCCCGCGCAAGAUGCGCCCUCCUUCUCCGCGCGCCCCGCCAGCCGACCAAUAGCGGCCAUCUUUUGCUCCCCCGAGAGCAAGCGACAGUGCGUUCUCUCAUCACAUAAGCACAAAGAGACGCGAUCUCGCCGCGUGAGGUUGUCGCCCGCUCCGGGAGACGUGAGUUCUACGCAACCCGCAACGUCAAUAUUUAUAGUGCCUUCAAACUUUUAAGUGUUUUAAGACUGUAAAUUCUGUGCUCAAAUAAUUAUAGUGUUUUGUGAGAGACUGGAGUUGGUGAAUGAACAUUUUCUCAAUAUCGAACGUCUUCAGAUAGCGCGAAAAUUAUUCACGAUUGGGCGUCGACGUGGUCGGACGUCGCGGGCCAUGCAGGGCGCCGCUAGCGCCCCCGCGCCUCCCGCGGCCGAGCCGCCAUCUUCGCAACAAACCAAAACAGAGGAGGUCAUCACACAAGCUAAAGUCGAAACAGACAAAGAAAUGGACAGAAUGGUCGACAGACAGGAAAUCAGAACUGCUAGAACUACAAGCAUUGACAGCGACAAUCGAUCAGAUAGAAGUGAAGAGGACGAUUUAAGAAAAGCGCGCAAGAGAGCAGCUUCAACUUCUCCCUGUCCUAGUUCACUAGACAAGAGAAUAACCAGAUAUGAAUGUCCUAAAUGCAGACAGCGAUUUGAUUCCGCAAAUGCUUAUGAUAUUCAUAGAUUUACAGCGCAUGGCGACGAUACUAAGACUGGUUUCGACGAUCUCACUUUAAUUGAUUUCUCAAGUAAAAAGUUCCCAGAAAUCGCUCGCGAAAUGACCGAACGUAAUUCUCGAAUUUCUAUUAGCGAACAACGUUAUAGAUGUGAUGUUUGCUCCAUAAAUUUUCCCUGCAGGCAGGCCCUUGACAUUCAUAAAAAAUCGUGCUCUGGCUCUACCCGGAUUCCUACCCCAGACCGUGAUAGAAGAGAAGAUUUCUUUGCCAAUCUGAAUCUUAGGAACCGCUCUUUUGGCAUACCUGAUACGUUAACACCACCUAUAGAUCGAUUCACAGCAAAAUAUGAUGAUGGUCAUCUCACAAAUGGUAUGAGACACAUCGAUGCUGCUAGAGAUUUGGCAGAUAUACAAUCUAUUCUGAACGUCACAUCUGCUGGAAGCCUCUUAGAAAGACUGACUGGUACUAGGGUACCAUUAGAAAGUACUGUUUUGACACCCCCUGAUACAGUGGUAAAAGAACGUGAACAAGAAGAAACUCAAGAUAACUUCGCAGCUGAAUUCCGUCGUAUGAAGUUACGAGGAGAGUUUCCAUGCAGAUUAUGUCCUGCUAAAUUUCCAAACCUUAGAGCUCUGAAAGGACAUAACAGAGUACACCUUAAUGGCACUGGUGCUGGUCCUUAUCAAUGUAAUAUGUGUCCGCAUGCUUCUUUGGACAAGGCAGCUCUAGUUCGACACAUGCGUACACAUAAUGGUGAUCGUCCUUAUGAAUGUGCAGUGUGUAACUACGCUUUUACAACAAAAGCAAACUGUGAAAGACAUUUAAGAAAUCGGCACGCCAAAGUAACAAGGGAAGAUGUCAAGCGCUCUAUUAUAUAUCACCCGUCUGAAGAUCCAAAUAAUGAUGAAGUAAAUUCAAAACUUAGUCGGGACGAAGUAAAGAGAUCACUUGCAUUUCAUACUCCUGAAGUUGAAAGGCGAACCGAAAAUACUGGAAGAGAUACACCUCUUAGUCAUUUUACACCAAACUUUAUUAACGACAGACAUCCAGUUCAAUCUUUAACUUCUAAAUCUUUAUCAGACGCUUCUUUAGUUACAAGAGAAAACGAACAACCUUUACCAAGAAUAAAAGUAAAAGGUAUUGGACAAUUAACGCAAAUCCCUGAAUAUAGAUCACCUGAACUUACAACAUAUAAGUCCAAUGAUGUCCAAACGGACGCUUAUGAUGAAGCUCCAGUAGAUUUGAGUACUAAUGACAACAAUAGUUGUGAUGUUCUUGAUCUUAGUAAAAAGAAACGAGAUGUCGAUGAUGAGUGUAAAACGCUAACAAGGCCAUCUUUUGAACCCGAUCCAGCAACUACUGUGUUAGAAAAAUCAAGGCUGUUUAGUUGGGCCAAUGCUCAUACACAAAGACUAAUAGAAAACUCGCUUCCAAAAAUUGAUCCUGCUUUUUAUACUACACAGCUAUCACAGCUGUAUGCUAGUACCGUGCCAGGACUUGCUGGACUUCCUUUGGCGCCUUCCUUUUCAAUCAGCCCUUAUUUUCUACAACCGUCUCUAUUUCCUCAUCCUACUGAUUCCCAAGAAGUGGUUGAAAUGAAGCAGAGAAUUCAAAAAGAGAUUAUUCGUGGCCUAAGCAUGUCAGGGGGACGACUCGUAGCGAACGAUCAAGACAUCCAACCGAAACAGGAACCAGAAGAAGAAGAACAAAAGCCUACACAGGCUGUAUCUCCUUUACCAUCACCUCAAUCAGAAUCUCCUAGACCCUUGGCUAACAACAUUGUUCCCCAAUCAGAACCAGUUAAAUUGGUUAUUAAAAAUGGUAUACUCAUGCCUAAACAAAAACAAAGACGCUAUAGGACAGAAAGACCAUUUUCAUGCUCUCAGUGCUCAGCUCGUUUCACUCUCCGUUCAAACAUGGAGAGACACGUAAAGCAGCAGCACCCACAACACUGGAGUGUAAGGAGACCAACUACUAGAGCUCCUCCGCCUUAUCCAACGCCUGAUUCACUAGCUGAUCGUGUAAAAUAUGCUCUUCUGACACGCCAACUUGAACGUCCCUUACAACAAUCUGAACGUUCACCGAUACGCAGAGAUUCUGACGAAGUCGCGGACAAUGAAGAAGAUGAGGACGACACAUUAGUUAUAGAUGAGGAGCCAGAUGUGAAUAACAAACCCGAUGAACAUUCUGCUGCUCAUCGAGCUGCUGCAGAAAUUUUAAUGGCUUCUCGUCAGCAAGAGCUCAAUAAAGACUUCGAUCUUAAAAUCGCUGGAAAUUUUAUAAACAAAACUUCUGCCACACCUGAAAAAAAUGAUUCCGGGACUAAUUCCAUAAAUGUUACCGGUCAAGAUUCAUUGCCAAUACCUGUAGUGCCCACGCGCAGUGAUGAAGAAGAAGACGAGGAAGGUCUUGUCGCUUCUACUAGUGAAGGGAAUAACUCUGGAAGCGACGAAAACAAAUCUGAAUCAGACACCGGAAAUCAGCCACCGAAAAAGAAAUCAGCAUACAGUUUAGCUCCUAACCGUGUGUCUUGUCCGUAUUGUCACCGAAAGUUCCCGUGGUCAUCUUCACUUCGACGUCACGUAUUGACGCAUACCGGACAGAAACCAUUCAAGUGUCCACAUUGCACCCUGCUUUUUACAACAAAAUCCAACUGUGACCGUCAUUUGCUAAGAAAGCAUGGAGGAUCGGCAAGAGCUGUAUUAGCUGAACCGAUCCCUGAUACAGUCUCCCCACCUCAACAUAUAAAUGAUAUAAGAACUGUACCAGAGAGGCCAUUCAAAUGCGCAUCAUGCCCUACUAGUACUUUCUCAUCUUUGGAGACUUUAAAGAAGCACAUGUCAUCAAGACACGGCACAGGUGAUUCUCAGCCGGGAUCUCCAAACCCUGAAAUUAAUGAAGACAUUCCUGAUGGUGGUCUAGUCUUCAAGUGUCAUCUCUGUGAGUCUUCUUUCGGAGAUAGGGGAGGAGCGUUAAAUCAUCUAGCAACCGUGCAUUCCAUGGAAUAUGAGCAGCUAGUAAGCAAGGGAGCCUUAGAUGCAGCUAGCGACAGAAGCGAGAGUGCUGAUGAUGAUGAUAGGGGCAAAUUUCCAGACCACGCUAACAGAAAGGUAGUUUGCGCUUUCUGUGUCCGUCGCUUUUGGUCCGCGGAAGAUCUCCGUCGUCACAUGCGUACUCACUCCGGGGAACGGCCAUUUGCCUGUGAUCUGUGCCAUCGGAAAUUCACUCUAAAACAUAGUAUGUUACGCCACAGAAAAAAACACCGGGACGAAAUCACUGACGACGAAGAAGUCUCGCCGCCAAAUACCCCAAUUGAAACUGAUAAUUUGACAAAUGGAUAUAGAUAUCGGGAUGACGAGGGUUCCGGUUGCGAGAUCCCAAGCAACGUUAACAACAAUAAUUCCCCACCAGCGGCGCCCUACGACAAAAAACUCAAAUUAGACAUGACCUCACGCAAAUAUUCAUCAGAUGCUGAAAACGACGGCGAAAAUGGCAGCGAUCUCAUAGGCAAACUGUUGGGUAUCCCUGACAAAACGAUUAUCAAUAAGCUACUCUCUUCCGCAGACGAGGCGGCGAAGUUCUUAGGAGUGAAUAAAUGAGAGUACGCUUUAGUCCUUGUGACGCCAGCUAGACUCGUCCUAGCUCCACGAGGACUAAAAAUGCCAUUGCAAAUUCAGACAUCACCUGCUAAUAAAACUCGUACAACGCCCUCUAUCAACGAGUAGGCAUUUAAUUGUAGUUAUCAUGUAUUAUUUCAGAAUAAUGUAAAUAAAUUAUAUAUAUUGCUAUUAAAAUUUAUUAUUAAAAUUAUACUACUACUAUAACUAGGUGCCUUUAGCUGCCUUAAUUUUACGAAAAUAUGAACCGUCCUAUUCUGCCUUAAUGUACUAUGCUUAAUAAAAUUGGGAUUCGAGCAACGAACAUUUCUGUAGUGCCAGAUAGAAAAGUACAUUUUAUUGUUUACUUUUUAGGAAAUAAGUAACAUUUAUUAUCUCAUAUCAAUCUUAAUUAGGUUAAGGUAUUUUAAUAAGCUAGUUUACUGAAGAGCACCAACCAAAAAUCUAUAUCAGCUAAUUAUAUCACGUAAAUAAUUGCAUUUCCAUCUAGUCGUGUCACACUAGGUAUUGUUCACAGCUCUGCAUUUUCAAGGCUACAAUAAACUGUUUUAAAUUGUCGCAUUAAUAAUAAAUAAUGAUCAGCCAAAAAUAAAUUUCGCAAAUAAAUCCAAAAUUUUCUAGUCAAUUUCUUAGACUUUUCUUACAACAUAUAACUUAGCUAAAAUACCAAAAUGUCAGUAAUUAGGUUUUCUAUUUAGGAUUAUAUAAAAUAAGUUUGACAUAAGGACCGUUUAAGUGUAGGUUAAUACCUAUAAUAAACCUCAAUUAUCCUACCAAUGAAUAGUUAUUAAGUGCUUAAAUUUGGUAAACAUAAGUAGGUAUCAAUAACAUUUGUUCAUAAGUCUGUAAUAACUAAUUCUAUAUUCUAUGCUUUCACUAUUUUAGUGUUUCAAUAAGACCAAAAAGUAGAACAAUUCAUUUACACCACCUAAUAUUUCUAUCCUUUCUUCAAUUUCUUUUUAGUACGUACCUAUUUAUUGUUUGCCUUUUUUAUCUUAAUAUUAGUACUUAUUGAAGUGACAUUUUAUUUGCUCAAAUUCAUGGCAUUUCUUUUAUUGAAGACUAGAAAUUAAAUGUUAAAUAAUGUAAGCAAAAUGGCUAGGAUCUCUUUAUACUCUUAAAUACAAUUUACGAGAUAUAUGUAUAAAUUUAGUGUGUUAUAGUUUCGGUGGUCUUUUUUUACCGAUUUUUGGUAAUCAUUGUAAGAAAAUUAAAUUUAUGUUUUGUUAAGUACCGAAAAUUUUAUUCAAAGAUGUAUAAUUAUUUUCUAUUUUUUCUUUUUUUUUUUUUUGUAUAACUAAAUAUUGGUGCGGUUACGUUACGUUUGUAAGGGUUUAAAAAACCUUAAUUAUUAGAAUUUAAUUAAUUAUAAUAAAAAAACAGUCUCAUUAAGUGAGACGUUGAAUCAUACGCUAGAAUAUACCUAAGUCCGACGUUUGCUUUGUAUAUGAAAUUGCUAUAUUAGAUACAGAUUAAUUAUUUAAAUACAUAUUACAUAGAUUAAAAUUAUAGAUACAUUAUAUAAAUUUCAUCCUUAAUGUUAGAACAGUCUACGUAAUAUAAUAAAAUAAAUAUAUUACUUGUGGUGGUAUUCGUGCAAAUAAACCUUUAUCUGAGAGACAUGAUCAUGUCAUAAAUAAUUGUUAAGAUUCGAGUAGUGUAAUUUAAAAUAAAUCAUUUACUGAUCAUCAUCUUUAUCAAUCAAUUAAUGUGUGCAAUUAUGGCUGGAGUGAAACUAUUGCAAAUACUUUAAAUUGUUUAGAGAGAGCAUUACUAGAGGAAGACUUUGUACAAAAGUCGUUUGCUUGGGUACCUCUAUCCCAUUCGUGUUUCUACCGAGAAGCAGUUGUGUUUGCAUGGCUGUGUUUCGGUUUGAAGGUUGGGAUAUGGUAGUGAAUUUACAGGGUACAGUGGACUAACACCUGAGUCCUCAGGAAUAGCAACGCAUGGGGAGUAUCAUGGGCGAAACAGUAUACUCUGUUAUGUCCAUGACACUGCUCAUGUCUAUAGGCGACAGUCAUCAGUUUCCAUCAAGUAGGCCGUUAACUUGUUUGCCAUUCUAAAUAAUAAAUUCAAUAAAAAAUUAAUAAUAAUUGCAAUGAAUUAUUAUUAAAACAAAAUUAAUAAUAAUUCAUUGCAAUACUAAAUAAUAAAUAGAAUUAAUUGUAAAAGUACUUACCUAUAUAGUAUCCAAAGGUUUUUAUAAAAUCAUUAGAUAUUAUUAAUUAAUUACAUUAAUAUAUAGCAAAGUAAAUUUAAAUAUUAUAUUUACUGCUUUAAAAAAAGAAACCUGCUUGAUGUCAAUUAUACUUAAAAACAACGAUUUUGAUAUUAAAUCAUUUUAACACUGUACCUCUAUGUUAGAUUUACGAUUUUUAUUAUUCAUAGCAAAAAAAUAGUGUUAGUACUUAUUUAAUUGUCGUGAAUGUGUUACAUAUUAGUAUUUAAAUAUGUACUUAGUCUCUUUUUUAUUUGUAAUUAUUGUUUAGAUUAUAAAAUAUUUAAUGAUAAGCUAUUAAUGUAAGAAUAUUGUGGCAACACCGCUUGGCCUUUCAAUGUAGUAUUUGUGUGUUUAAAAUUCGCUCUAAUUUUUAAGAUAAUAUUAUUAAAUAAAUUGUACCAUAAUUGUAUGCAUGAUUUAAUAGUACCUAAUUAUUAUACUUAUUAUAGUGAAAUGUUUACUAUUCACCUAUUCGCCUCUCUUAUACUUCUUUGCAAUACGAGUGUCGUUUUAAAAACGUUUUUUUGUGAAAUACAUAAUGGUGUAUUAUUAAUUAA